Messenger RNA from Ceratotherium simum simum (southern white rhinoceros), 2809 nucleotides. Lineage: Eukaryota; Metazoa; Chordata; Mammalia; Perissodactyla; Rhinocerotidae. The record is from RefSeq and is a predicted model, not a curated record.
GCGGGGCGAGGAUGGGCCGACAGAGGGAUGGGAGAGAGGCGGCUGGGCAGAAGUUCCAGACGAUCCCCCCGGUGGCCUCAUGUCGCGCAGCGGAGAGGGCCUUGAGCAGCGCCAGCAGGCGUCAGAGGCGGACGCCACGGCCACAGUCUUCCGGGCAAGCGAGCAUCAGCAUAUCCGCUACAACCCGCUACAAGAAGAGUGGGUGCUGGUGUCAGCUCACCGCAUGAAGCGGCCCUGGCAGGGGCAGGUGGAGCCCCCGCUUCUGCAGACAGUGCCCCGCCAUGACCCCCGCAACCCUCUGUGUCCCGGGGCCACACGGGCCAAUGGAGAGGUGAAUCCUCACUACGACAGCACCUUCCUGUUUGACAAUGACUUCCCAGCUCUGCAGCCUGAUGCCCCCAAUCCAGGACCCAGCGAUCACCCCCUUUUCCAAGCCGAGGCUGCUCGAGGAGUUUGUAAGGUCAUGUGCUUCCACCCCUGGUCGGAUGUGACACUGCCACUCAUGUCAGUCCCUGAGAUCCGUGCUGUCGUCGAUGCGUGGGCGUCAGUCACAGAGGAGCUGGGUGCCCAGUAUCCUUGGGUGCAGAUCUUUGAAAACAAAGGAGCCAUGAUGGGCUGUUCUAAUCCUCACCCUCACUGCCAGGUGUGGGCCAGCAGUUUCCUGCCAGACGUUGCCCAGCGUGAGGAGCGAUCUCAGCGGGCCUAUCAGAGUCAGCAUGGAGAGCCCUUGCUGAUGGAGUAUGGCCGCCAGGAGCUGCUCAGGAAGGAACGUCUGGUCCUAACCAGUGAGCACUGGUUAGUGCUGGUCCCCUUCUGGGCAGUGUGGCCCUUCCAGACACUGCUGCUGCCCCGUCGGCAUGUGCGGCGGCUGCCUGAGCUGACCCCUGCUGAGCGAGAUGAUCUAGCCUCCAUCAUGAAGAAGCUCUUGACCAAGUACGACAACCUGUUUGAGACGUCCUUUCCCUACUCCAUGGGCUGGCAUGGGGCUCCCACAGGAUCAGAGGCUGGAGCCAACUGGGACCACUGGCAGCUGCAUGCUCAUUACUACCCUCCACUCCUGCGCUCUGCCACUGUCCGGAAAUUCAUGGUUGGCUAUGAAAUGCUUGCCCAGGCUCAGAGGGACCUCACCCCCGAGCAGAUGAGCAGCAGCUGCUCAGGGCUGAGCAGGGUCCUGGUGGCUGUGGCUACAGCCCUGGUGUCUGCCUCCUCCCCCUGCCCCCAGGCCUGGGGCCCCCCAGGGGUCCAGUAUGGGCAGCCUGGCAGGUCCAUGACGCUGUGUUGCCCUGGAGUGGCCGCUGGGGCCCCGGUGUCCUGGUUUCGGGACGGGGAGACAAGGCUGCUCCAGGGACCUGGCUCUGGGCUAGGGCAUGAACUGGUCCUGGCGCGGGCAGACAGCACUGACGAGGGCACCUACAUCUGCCAGACCCUGGAUGGUGCACCUGGGGGCAUAGUGACCCUGCAGCUGGGCUACCCCCCAGCCCGCCCAGUUGUCUCCUGCCGAGCAGCUGACUAUGAGAACUUCUCCUGCACUUGGAGUCCCAGCCAGGUUAGCGGUUUACCCACCCGCUACCUCACCUCCUACAGGAAGAAGACGGUGCCAGGAGCUGAUGGCCAGAGGAUGAGUCCAUCCACAGGGCCCUGGCCAUGCCCACAGGACCCCCCAGGGGCAGCCCGCUGUGUAGUCUACGGGGCAGAGUUCUGGAGCCAGUACCGCAUCAAUGUGACUGAGGUGAACCCCCUGGGGGCCAGCACACGCCUGCUGGAUGUGAGCUUGCAGAACAUCUUGCGCCCUGACCCACCCCAGGGGCUGCAGGUAGAGUCGGUGCCUGGCUACCCCCGCCGCCUGCGUGCCAGCUGGACGUACCCUGCCUCCUGGCCCCGCCAGCCCCACUUCCUGCUCAAGUUCCGGCUGCAGUACCGUCCAGCGCAGCAUCCAGCCUGGUCCACGGUGGAGCCGGCGGGACUGGAGGAGGUGAUCACGGACGCUGUGGCCGGGCUGCCCCACGCUGUGCGGGUCAGCGCCCGGGACUUUCUGGACGCUGGCACCUGGAGCGCCUGGAGCCCCGAGGCCUGGGGCACUCCGAGCACUGGGCCCCUCCCAAAGGAGAUGCCAGCAGGGGGCCAGCCCCACACGCAGCUGGAGGAGGAGCCUCAGGCAGACAGCCCUGCUCCCCCAAGACCCUCCCAUCUGCCAGACCCCCGGCCACUUGACCACAGGGACCCCCUGGAGCAGGUGGCUGUGCUGGCAUCUUUGGGAAUCUUCUCUUUCCUGGGACUGGCUGCUGGGGCCCUGGCACUGGGGCUGUGGCUGCGGCUGAGACCGGGUGGGAAGGAUGGACCCCAAAAGCCUGGGUUCUUGGCCCCAGUGAUUCCAGUGGAUAAGCUUCCAGGAGCUCCAAACCUGUAGAGGACCCAGGAGGGCUUCAGCUGAUUCGACCUAUAACUCUGUCUUGCUGGUGUGGAUGGACGGACAGAUAGAACCCAGGCAGGACAGUAGAUCCCCGUGGAGGGGGAUGGGUCUCAGCUGGAAGUUCUGUUUGGAGCCCAUUUCUAUGAGACUCUGUGUUCUAAACUUGCCAGCUGAAAGGUGCCUGGACCUCUGACUCAUCCCAGAGCUGGAGGUCCACCCGAGGAAUGUGUGUAGAUGAGUAUGUCUGUGUCCCUGUGUGCCCGUGAGUAUGUGAGGCAGGGAACAUGUGUUCUCUGCAUGUAUGUAUGUAGGUGCCUGGGGAGUGUGUGUGGGUCCUUGGCUCUUGGCCUUGCCCCUGGCGGUGGCUGUGAAGGUGUGAAUAAAGAGAAUGAGGAGGUU